CUUACCUUCCUUUGCAGUUCCAAGGACUAUUCUGUGCACCUAUUCUUACAAUAGCGAACUACACGGAACCCUUUGUGCGGCCAAAGUCUCCGAAGCAAGGGUCUACAUUCAUCGCAUCGCAGAGAACGCUGAGACUGGAGCCGCGCUGGCAUCUUCUCGAUGUCUGAACAGAAAGCCUCGCUUGACCUUACCCAUGUUCUCUACGAUUCCGAUUCUCAUGUCUCACUCGUGCUGGCUCUCAUCACUCUGUCCCCAAUCCUUCUGAUGGCCUCAUAUGCGGUGCUGGCAGUGUACACGCGCGAACUCACUGUCAUCAACAUGUGGGCUGGUCAAUUGCUGUGCGAAGCGUUCAACUGGAUGGUAAAGCGCGCAAUCAAAGAAGAAAGACCUGCAGAUAGCGUAGGGACAGGUUAUGGGUUUCCUUCAUCACAUAGUCAAUAUAUGGCCUAUUUCGCCACAUUCCUCGUCCUGCACCUCUACUUUCGACAUCAUUUCGUCUCAACGGGGUACUAUAUCGUGGAUGUGGCAUGGCUGCUACUUCUUCAUCUCGCACUGAUUGGGUGGGCAGGGGUGGUCGCAUACUCAAGACUAUACUUGACGUACCACUCACCUCCCCAAGUCCUAUGGGGUGUCACUCUUGGCAUUAUUUUCGGCGUCUCAUGGUAUUCCGCCACCGAGCUCAUCCCAACGCGGAUACCAGACUCGUCCAUUGGCAAGUUCAGAACAUAUGCUUUGGACCACCCGAUAUCCAGGUGGUUCAGGCUGAGGGAUGGGUGGCUGGUGUGGGCCGACGGUGGCGUCGAGGCACAUUGGCAAGCCUGGGCGAAGGAGCGGGAGAAGUUAAGGAUAGCGGGUGGACAGACAAAAGUAAAGCGGACUUGAUUCGGAGACAUGUACGCAGCUGAAUUGUGAACGAGAAUUAUUU
Messenger RNA from Stereum hirsutum FP-91666 SS1, 925 nucleotides. RefSeq lists its product as uncharacterized. Gene Ontology annotation, biological process: protein N-linked glycosylation; lipid biosynthetic process. The transcript has 5 exons. The coding region runs from base 160 to 882 and encodes 240 amino acids. Lineage: Eukaryota; Fungi; Basidiomycota; Agaricomycetes; Russulales; Stereaceae. The record is from RefSeq and is a predicted model, not a curated record. Gene Ontology annotation, cellular component: intracellular membrane-bounded organelle; endoplasmic reticulum membrane. Gene Ontology annotation, molecular function: dolichyldiphosphatase activity.